Amphiprion ocellaris (clown anemonefish) is the source of this 1476-nucleotide messenger RNA. Its product is annotated as zinc finger BED domain-containing protein 5-like. NCBI's taxonomy places the organism in Eukaryota, Metazoa, Chordata, Actinopteri, Pomacentridae. The transcript has 2 exons. The record is from RefSeq and is a predicted model, not a curated record. Bases 153 to 731 code for a protein of 192 amino acids.
UUCUAAAAAGAGAAAAAUAAAGAUAAUCCAAUUUAGUGGCGAGUCAUUGUAGUUCCCCUCCGCACCCGCAGGGGGUCGUCGUGUCAGCAGCGACCGGUGAGGACACUCGUAUUACUGUAGAAGAAACUGCAUGUUUUCAUAGCAACAGCAGCAUGGCUAAACGCAAGUACGACAGCGAGUACAUUAAAUUGUCCCGUUUUUAUGAACUACGAGCUGAAAUUGCUGCAUUUCUCAGCCAGAACAACUCACCUCUUGCCGACGUUUUUAGUAGCAAGGGGUGGCUUGCACUUGUUGCAUACCUGACUGAUAUUUUUGAACACUUAAAUAUGUUAAAUGUGUCUGUGCAAGGAAGAGGACACAACAUUCUUGAACAACGUGAUAAGAUUGAUGCCUUCAAAAAGAAGAUCUCCUUGUGGAUAAACCAUGUUUCUAACAAACGACUGGAUAUGUUCCCAAAUGCUUGUUACGAGCAACAACAGCUGGACGCAGCGGGGAAAAAGACAAUGACGAAAACAAUAAGCACGCAUCUGAAUAAACUUUUCGAGCGGUUUAGCGACUACUUUCCCGAUAAACAACCCGAGGACGACUGGGUGCGCGACCCGUUUGGAAUAAACAUGGAAAGCAUCACGUUGCCUAGCAGCGAUGAAUGUCAGCUGGUGGAGCUAUCAUGUGACCGCACUCUCAGAAAGAAAUUCACAGAGGCAAGAGGAAAGGGGGCCACAGAGAAUUGAACCUUCCUAGCGUACUUGUGGAGAUGCAGGCUGAGGAGGAGCGGAGUCAUGCCCAGCAUGAGCGAACAUCUGGUUGCUCCUCAGUGAGGCAAGAGAGAAUGAAGCGGCCUUGCAGCGGGAGGAGAUGGCCCAGAAUGCUGCCUUCAACCAGUCAUUCCUGGGUGUGCUGGGGUUGUUGGGGCAGGCAGUGGGCAGCCGGCGAGUGUGAGCAAGUCCACCUCCCAUAGACUUGAGAUUUACAAGUGCUGGUCAUAUAAUUAGAAUAUCGUAAAAAAGCUCAUCUUUUGGACAACUGUCAGGUCAGCAGUCUUCCCCAUGAUUGUGUAGCCUACAGAACUAGACUGAGAGACCAUUUAAAGGCCUUUGCAGGUGUUUUGAGUUAAUUAGCUGAUUAGAGGUGUCUUCAAUACUGAAACUUUCCACAAUAUUCUAAUUUUCUGAGAUACCAAAUGUGGGAUUUUCAUUAGUAUUCAGGUAUAAUCAUCGAAGUUCAGAGAACUAAACAUUUGAAAUAUAUCAGUCUCUGUGUAAUGAAUGAGUAUAAUAUACAAGUUUCACUUUUUGAAUGGAAUUACUGAAAUAAAUCAACUUUUUCAUGAUAUUCUUAAUAUAUGACCAGCACCUGUAGUUGUAUAUAGUUUUACUUUUAGCCCUCCACUGUAGGACAGGCCCACCACAGUUUGUACUUUGCACAUUGUAAAUAGUUUUGAUUUUGCUGCCAGCUAAUAAACUAUUUUGUGACUUA